AUGUCCUUAAUAAAGAUAAAUUAAAAUAUAGUUGAUGCUAUCCUUCUCUUUAACAAGUUAGAUUCUGCCAAGGCUGAAGCUAUUUUGAUAAAAAUAUUUUCUUCACCAACUUCAAAAUAUUCAGAAUUGUUUACUGAAAAAGAACUCAAUAAGUUAUUGGCAUUGUUAAAAAUAAAUGAGGAAUAGUUAAAUAAUAUAGUUAGAGCGUUUUCAUUUUUAUUAAUGCAUGCUGUUGCUGAAAGAAACAUUAAAGACGUUGAAUAGACUCUUGCACAUAUAGGAUUGAGUCAAGGUCAUAUUGCCUUAUUUUAGAAAUAAUGGGUAACAUAUGGUAAUGAGUAUACAAUUAAAAUUAGAGAAAGGCCAGUAGCUAUUUAGUAAGAGCUUAAAGAGUUUACUUGGUCAAUUUCCCUUCCUUUGGAAUCUUCAAAGCUUCCUCUUAAAAAUGCGACUCAUUUAAGAGAAGAUAGUUUCCCUAUAGAUCAUAAUGAAGAAUUAUAUUCUAUAGAUGCUAAAAAUCCUUAAUUAAUUUUAAAUAUGCUUCUUCAAUAGGAAGAUGGUUCUAAUUCUGAAAAAUUUGCUGUUAGAUUAGAAAAAGCAUAAAUAUAAAAUCUUUUUGAGAAUCUUGAAAAAAUAUAAGAUUAACUCGAUUUACUUCUAUGA
Messenger RNA from Tetrahymena thermophila SB210, 663 nucleotides. RefSeq names its product HCaRG protein. The transcript has 2 exons. Lineage: Eukaryota; Ciliophora; Oligohymenophorea; Hymenostomatida; Tetrahymenidae. The record is from RefSeq and is a predicted model, not a curated record.